GCGGCCUCUUCCAGAGCUCCGACCGCUCCGGUGCAAACGACUGGCUGCUCCAGCUCUGCCGCCAGCUCUGACCACCACGGGCCAGCUACUUCACCGGUCGGGGUCUCUUUUCCUCUGCUCAGUAGGAACAGUGCCCUGAGUCUGCAGGGUGUCAUUUCGAUGGGCUCAGUGUAUGCGAAAUGUUUGUGCGUGGUACCCACUGUGAUUGCGCGGGAGCGGUUGUUUGAUUUAAAUACCCUAGUUAGUGCUUUCGUGCCUCGGGAAAGCCCUAGUUAUUAUUUUUUUUUUUUUAAGAUAAGCAAAAUAUUUUAAAAGCUGUUCUUACUUGUAAUUUUCCCUAAGUUCUGAUUAAUGUACUAGCUCUGUCCAUUUUCAUGUUGAGAGUGCUGCUUAUGUGAGUUUCUUAAUAAUGCUAAUUUGAACAUCUAAAGAGUUACUAAGGAAAAGCUUAGCAAGGUGAUUUCCUGGUUAAUAUCCCGUUAUCCUUAUUUACAAUAGGAAGUUGGCAUUGCUACCUUAACCUUCUUCGAGGUAGCUUUAAAAACAUUGUUUUCCCGUGACUAUCUGUAUAUUUCUAGAAUUUAUUAUUGUAAAGUUGAACUAUAGUAAGUAAAACAAUUAAACGUUUAAGUCGAGAUUAAGACACUGAAGAACAAUUUAUUUACUGUCCUUUCUUUUAUUGUAGCAAAUCCUUGCUGUUCCAACCCAUGUAAAAACCAAGGUGUAUGUAUGACUGUUGGAUUUGACCGGUAUACCUGUGACUGUACCCGAACAGGAUUCUAUGGUGAAAACUGUUCAACACCCGAAUUUCUGACAAGAAUAAAAUUAUUACUGAAACCCACCCCAAACACAGUGCACUACAUACUUACCCACUUUAAGGGCGUCUGGAACAUUGUCAACAGCAUCCCCUUCCUGAGAAAUGCAAUUAUGAAAUACGUGUUGAUAUCCAGAUCACAUUUGAUUGACAGCCCACCGACUUACAAUGCACACUAUGGCUAUAAAAGCUGGGAAGCCUUUUCUAAUCUCUCCUAUUAUACCAGAGCUCUUCCUCCAGUGGCUGAUGACUGCCCAACCCCCAUGGGUGUGAAAGGGAAGAAAGAGCUUCCUGAUUCAGAUCUGAUCGUGGAUAAAUUUCUACUAAGAAGAAAGUUUAUUCCUGAUCCCCAGGGCACAAAUUUGAUGUUUGCGUUCUUUGCCCAGCACUUCACCCAUCAGUUUUUCAAAACAGAUAUGAAGCGAGGACCAGCUUUCACGAGAGGACUGGGUCAUGGGGUGGAUUUAAGUCAUAUUUACGGUGAAACUUUGGACAGACAACAUAAACUGCGCCUUUUCAAGGAUGGAAAAAUGAAAUACCAGAUAAUUGAUGGAGAGGUAUAUCCUCCCACGGUCAAAGAUUCUCAGGCCGAAAUGAUCUACCCCCCUCAUAUCCCUGAACACCUGCGGUUCGCUGUGGGGCAGGAGAUGUUUGGCCUGGUGCCUGGUCUGAUGAUGUACGCCACGAUUUGGCUGCGAGAACAUAACAGAGUAUGCGACGUGCUCAAGCGGGAACAUCCAGAAUGGGAUGAUGAGCGGCUGUUCCAGACAACCAGGCUAAUCCUGAUCGGAGAAACGAUUAAGAUUGUGAUCGAAGACUACGUACAGCACCUGAGUGGCUAUCACUUCAAACUGAAGUUUGACCCAGAGCUGCUUUUCAACCAACAAUUCCAGUACCAAAACCGCAUCGCUGCUGAGUUCAACACACUGUACCACUGGCACCCGCUUCUGCCGGACACCUUCCAGAUCAACGAGCAGGAGUACGGCUACCAGCAGUUUCUCUUCAACAACUCCGUACUGAUGGACCACGGGCUUACCCAGUUUGUCGAAUCGUUCAGCAAGCAGAUUGCCGGCAGGGUGGCUGGCGGUCGCAACGUCCCAGCUGCAGUCCGACACAUCUCCAAGGCCUCCAUCGACCACAGCAGACACAUGAAGUACCAGUCCCUCAAUCAGUACCGCAAACGCUUCCGCAUGGAGCCCUAUGAAUCCUUUGAGCAACUCACAGGAGAGAAGGAGAUGGCUGCAGAGUUGGAAGCACUCUACGGGGACAUUGAUAGCAUGGAGCUGUAUCCCGGGCUUCUGGUAGAAAAUCCUCGUCCAGAUUCCAUCUUCGGUGAGACCAUGGUGGAACUUGGAGCCCCCUUCUCCUUGAAGGGACUGAUGGGCAACCCCAUAUGCUCCCCUCAGUACUGGAAGCCUAGCACUUUCGGGGGAGAAGUCGGUUUUAAAAUCAUCAACACUGCCUCAAUUCAGUCUCUUAUCUGCAACAACGUGAAAGGCUGCCCCGCGACUUCCUUCAGUGUGAGGGACCUGCAGCCCCCCAAGGCCGUCACCAUGCAUGCGAGCCCCGCCCACUCGGGACUGGAUGACAUCAAUCCCACUGUUCUCCUCAAAGAACGGUCAACCGAACUGUAGAAGCCCACUGAUCAUAUUUAUUUAUUUAUAUAAAUGGUUGCUUUUUAAUUAUUUAAUAUUUAUAGCAAACUCCUUAUGUGACUUAACUUCUGUUAAGGAGAAAAGGGGUUACACUUGUGAAGAUUUUUGUGUCACUGAUUUAAAGAUGUCUUUUCUCCGAGUCAAAGGGAAAAACAGUUGUCAUUCGACAUCUUUUUACUUGAAUUUCAGUUUAGAUGGUUACAGUAAGAAGCAGAGCAGGGGUGUUUGGACAUUGAAACAGUGUUGCAAGAGGGCAAAAUGCUGCACAAUUCUUUCCCUACUUCCUGUUGUCACAGCGUAUCUUCCAGGGUACAUUGGGGGCCACAGCCUGCACGCUGGUCCGUUGGUUUUCUUCUAGCCAUUUUGCUAAAAGAAGCUCUUUUAAUCAGUUUACUUCUGGUUUGUUUCCCUGGUUUCAAGAUCCUUUGGACUCUGUAUCUUCUUAUCUGAACUCCUGCAAGUUUUCAGGAAACCUCAGCUCAGGACUACUACUUAGCUGCUCUUCAGGAGAAUGAAAGAACACAAAAGCUCUCAAAAAUGGCCUUGAUUAAAAGGUGUACUCAUGUGUCUUAAGUGAAAGACAGAGAACUUUUUAUUUAUUUUUAAUUUUAACUAUAUGUAACUUAAGAAGCCUACAAAGAGGCUCAGAAAGAACUGUGAGGGGUUCUUGACCAGAAGAGCGUUAUAUUUCUAUUCUAGUGAAUGUCCUUUUUCGUUUAAAAACAAAAGUAAACUGUUCCUGAAUAGUUCCCAGGAACAUAAUGCUUCUUCUUUUUCACGUCUCAUCAUCUUCUGUCUGGUACUGUACAUAACUUAAUUUAUUGAGGGUUAUUAUUUAUAUUUUGUUAGGAUAUUAUUAUUAUAAAUUGGGUUGAAGCCUGUAGUCACUGAUUUCUUCUUCCUCUUUAUGACAUUAUGUCAGAAUCUUUAUAUCUUCUUUGGGAUUACCUCUUUGAAUGUUGAAAACUGCAACAGAAAUUAUUGGAUUAAGAUGUGAAUUAAUUUUCAGGAACCAAACUCUGGUACAUAGAGAUACAAGGUUGGAAUUUAUGUCUUUAAGGUUUACCUAUACACCAGCCCACAGAGAACUUGAGUCUCAUUAGCCUGGAUGUGCCAUAAGACUGACCUUUUAUACAUUUUUUUUACGGACCUGUGGAUGCUACAUUAACUCAUUCUGUCGUAACUUAUUGAAGAGACAUUCUAUGCAAAGUACUGUAGACUUUAAUAUUUUUAAUCAAGCACUGAUUUUGGAUGACAUUAGUAUGUAUAUAAAUUAAAAGCACCUCUCUUAGGUAGAGGGAGAAGAUGAAAUUUCAUUAAACAGAAAUAACUCAGGGGAAUUUUUAUUUAAGAUUUUAUGUUUAAAAAGUUAAUGGUCAAAAAAGAAAUUGUCAAUAUUAGAAAGGGGCUUACAUAAAGAACUGUUCACUUCCCUGAUUGAAAACCUGGGUUGUUAUUAACAUCAACCUGCUGUCUGAACCUAGGAAUUCACAAUGUGUGUGUGGUUGUUUUG
Molossus molossus (Pallas's mastiff bat) is the source of this 3982-nucleotide messenger RNA. RefSeq names its product prostaglandin-endoperoxide synthase 2 (gene PTGS2). NCBI's taxonomy places the organism in Eukaryota, Metazoa, Chordata, Mammalia, Chiroptera, Molossidae. The transcript is spliced from 9 exons. Gene Ontology annotation, biological process: response to oxidative stress; cyclooxygenase pathway. Bases 730 to 2448 code for a protein of 572 amino acids. Gene Ontology annotation, cellular component: neuron projection; cytoplasm. The record is from RefSeq and is a predicted model, not a curated record. Gene Ontology annotation, molecular function: oxidoreductase activity, acting on single donors with incorporation of molecular oxygen, incorporation of two atoms of oxygen; prostaglandin-endoperoxide synthase activity; peroxidase activity.